ACAACUAUAGUUACUAUAUGCUAUAGCCUGUUACUAGGGCAGACCACAAAAUCAAGAACAAUAAAUGCUCCUUCCAUAAACGCAUACGUUAAUAUAUAUUUGAUUUACAACUAAUAAUUUCGUGCUUGAACAAUAUACUCAAAAUCUACACCAAAAAUGGAGACCGCCGCCGUGUUCUCUACCGCCGCCACCGUCGCCACCGUCGCCACCGUCGCCGGCCGUGCCAACGGCGGCCUCCGCUACCCGCUCCUCUCCUUCCCUCCUCCUAACAACAACAAGCAGUUUCGAAAUCAGUUGCGGUUUACUUCGUUGAAUAGUUCUACUACUUACGGCAAUGUUAACGCACGUGCUAUUGAAGUGGCUUCUUCCCUCAGUGUACCAAGUGAGACAGUUGACCUUAACUGGGACAACCUUGGAUUCGGGCUUGUGCACACCGAUUAUAUGUACACCAUGAAAUGUUCUCUAGGGGAAAGCUUUACUAAAGGGGAACUAGUGCCUUUUGGGAACAUAGAGAUCAAUCCAUCUGCUGGAGUCCUCAAUUAUGGCCAAGGAUUAUUUGAAGGUCUAAAAGCAUAUCGGAAGGAAGAUGGUAACAUUUUGCUGUUUCGCCCCGAAGAAAACGCUAAACGGAUGAUGGCAGGGGCAGAGCGUAUGUGUAUGCCUUCUCCUUCUGUUGAUCAGUUUUUGCAAGCUGUUAAAGCCACUGUACUGGCAAAUGAAAGAUGGAUACCCCCUCCUGGCAAAGGUUCCCUGUAUAUACGACCACUGCUUAUGGGAAGUGGAAGUGUACUUGGUCUUGCACCAGCUCCCGAGUAUACUUUUCUCGUUUACGUUUCUCCUGUUGGUAACUAUUUCAAGGAAGGUUUAUCACCAAUAAACUUGGUAGUCGAGACUGAAAUGCAUAGAGCAACCCCUGGAGGUACCGGUGGUGUAAAAACUAUAGGAAACUAUGCUGCGGUACUGAAGGCGCAAGGUGCAGCAAAAGCCAAAGGAUAUUCAGAUGUUUUGUAUCUCGACAGUACGCACAAAAAGUAUUUGGAAGAGGUCUCGUCUUGUAAUAUUUUUGUUGUAAAGGGGAACACUAUAUCCACACCUGACAUAAAAGGGACUAUCCUACCAGGUAUCACAAGAAAGAGUAUUAUUGACGUAGCUCGUGAUCAAGGAUUCGAGGUUUUUGAAAAACCUGUAACAGUGGACGAGUUGCUUGAUGCUGAUGAAGUUUUUUGUACCGGAACCGCUGUGGUGGUGUCCCCUGUGGGUAGCAUAACUUAUCUUGGCAAAAGAGUGACGUAUGGGAAUACUGGCGUAGGACUCGUGUCACAACAACUUUAUUCUGGGUUGACAAGGCUGCAGAUGGGUCUCGCGGAUGACAAAAUGGGUUGGAUUGUUGAACUCAAGUAGUUUCUUCUGUUUUUUGUUCGUUUAUGGUUUGUAGUUUGAUUAUGCAGGUAGUGUCAAUGACUGUUUGUUUAUCUUUAAAGCAAACUGUUUUAUCUUUCACGAGUUGGUGACAUCAUAUGUGUGUUGUUACUUAAGUUAUAAUAGUUUUUUCCACCAAAUAUGCACAAA
Helianthus annuus (common sunflower) is the source of this 1569-nucleotide messenger RNA. Its product is annotated as branched-chain amino acid aminotransferase 2, chloroplastic. The record is from RefSeq and is a predicted model, not a curated record. The transcript is spliced from 10 exons. Gene Ontology annotation, cellular component: chloroplast. The coding region runs from base 157 to 1401 and encodes 414 amino acids. Gene Ontology annotation, molecular function: branched-chain-amino-acid:2-oxoglutarate transaminase activity. NCBI's taxonomy places the organism in Eukaryota, Viridiplantae, Streptophyta, Magnoliopsida, Asterales, Asteraceae. Gene Ontology annotation, biological process: branched-chain amino acid metabolic process.